Molecule: messenger RNA, 1740 nt
Organism: Exophiala bonariae
Lineage: Eukaryota; Fungi; Ascomycota; Eurotiomycetes; Chaetothyriales; Herpotrichiellaceae
Exons: 4
Coding region: 1-1740 (579 amino acids)
Molecular function (GO): CoA-ligase activity
Source: RefSeq, a predicted model, not a curated record
AUGGUCUUCUACCCCGAGAAAUGGGUGCCAAAACUCCCAGAGAUCCCCGAUGACGUCCCGAUAUGCGACUUUAUGCUGGACGAGCAAUAUGGAAGACGGCCCUAUUCCGAAUCGUGGGAUACCUACACCUGCGCUUUGAGUGGGAGAUCGAUAGGUGCGACUCAACAACGGGACCAUGUUGAAAAGCUGUCUCGGGCACUGGCCCAGGAGUUUGGGUGGAAGGUGAACGAGGGCACCGAGUAUGACAAGGUUGUCGGCGUCUUUGCGCUCAACACAAUCGACAUCAUGUCGCUGUCGUGGGCAAUCCAUCGUCUCAACGGUGUCUCGUCGCCGGCCAACGCCGCAUACAACGCCGAUGAACUACGGCAUCAAUUAACAAACUCGGGCGCCAAAUUCCUCUUUACCGUCCUUCCACUACUGCCCGUCGCAUUGGAAGCCGCAGAGAAAUCCGGCAUCUCCAAGGACAAGGUCUUCAUCUGCGAAGUACCGGGCGAUGGAGAAUACCCGAAAGAAUUCAAAACCCUCUCACAACUCAUGAAGCAGGGCGAAACCGCACCCGCCAUCGAGCCUGUGAAGUGGACCAAAGGCCAAGGCGCCCGACAAACCGCAUUCCUAUGCUAUUCAAGUGGCACUUCGGGCCUACCGAAAGGAGUGAUGAUUUCUCACCGCAACGUGAUCGCCAAUACGGUUCAAAUAUCCGUGUACGACAGGAUCGGCCGUGACAAGAUCAAGCCCGGGUACCAAGAUGUCGCACUCGGUCUCCUCCCUCAAUCACACAUCUACGGUCUGAUCGUCAUCUGCCACGCCUCGACAUAUCGUGGAGACCGUGUGAUCAUCCUGCCCAAGUUCGACCUUCAAAACUACCUGACAUCGAUCGAGAAGUACAAGAUCAACACCCUGUACAUCGUCCCGCCGAUCAUCAUCGCCAUGGUCAAGAACCCUCAGAUCUUGAAGAAAUUCGACCUGUCGAGCGUCAAGCAGAUCUUUACCGGCGCCGCACCCCUGGGCAAGGAGACCGCCGAGGAACUCUCCGUCCAGUUUCCCUCGUGGCAGGUCCGCCAGGGUUACGGCCUCACCGAGACCUGUACCGUGGUGUGCUCCACGACGCCUGACGAUAUCUGGUUCGGUUCGUCCGGCUGCUUGAUCCCGGGCUAUGAGGCCAAGAUCAUGAGCGCCGAAGGAAACGAAAUCACGGGGUACAAUCAACCCGGAGAGCUCCUGGUCAAGUCGCCCAGCAUCGUCCUGGGAUAUCUCAAGAACGAAAAGGCCACCAAAGAAACGUUCGUCGACAUGCCCGAGGGUCGAUUCAUGCGGACGGGCGACGAGGUCGAGAUCCGCAAAUCGCCGAGUGGCAAUGAACACAUCUGGGUGGUGGACCGGAUAAAGGAGUUGAUCAAGGUCAAGGGCCUCCAGGUCGCACCGGCCGAGCUCGAAGCCAGCCUCCUCAACCACCCCGCCGUCGCCGACUGUGCCGUCAUCCCCGUGCAGGACGACCGAGCAGGCGAGCUCCCCAAGGCGUACAUCGUGAAGUCGACUUCCGUGGGCCUGGAGGAGAGCGACGCCGCCGUCAAACGCAGCAUCAGCAAGUACAUCGAGAAGGAGAAGGCCCGGCACAAGUGGCUCGCCGGUGGGAUUGAAUUCAUCGAUGUCAUUCCCAAGAGUCCCUCGGGCAAGAUUCUGCGGCGUCUGCUCAGAGAUAAGGACCGUGAGGCCAGGCGUAAAGCUGGGGCUAAGUUGUAG